CACGGUUUCACGACUGCCGACGUCGCACAAUGCCACUUCCGACCAAGAAGGCAUUCGUCACGAUGUUUCUGCGACUGGCGAUCUUGACCUCUCUGAGCGUGCGCGCGCUGGGCCAGACAGCCGCCACUUGCCCGUAUUCCAAGUACGCAACCACGUACACGGCCGACCCGAUCUACUGCAAGCAGCCCGGCGCGAUUCUGUGCAUCGUGGACAGUCAAUGCAAGGAAAUCCCAAACACGUCUUACACCAGGGAGAACGUGACCAAGGACUCGACCCUCACGGACGUAUUCAUCGUGAAGCGCAUUGCCGAGCACGUCGCGAGCUUGCCGUCGAUCUGGAACACUUAUGUUCAAUUCUACGGACCGGGGGUCAAGUCGGUGGGCAACUUGUCUGCUUCGAAUGUGACGCUCUUAGAUUUCGAAAACAAUCCAGGCAUAUCGUAUGCCGACGCUGUCUUCCCAAAGGGCUUGUCUCGCUUAUCGGUGGCGCGCAAUGCGCUCAAGGAGCUCCCCACGACGAUUCCUUAUGGGCAACUCACGGGAUUUUUUGGCUGGGAAAACGAUUUCACCUCGCUCGAAAACAUUGACUUUCGUCGUGCGAGCGAGGUCAAGUUCACGGGCAUUCCAUCCCUCGUGACGCUCCAGAACGUAUCGUUUUCAUGGCGCUUGGUCAAAGUGUUCUUUGACGUGUCCAACUUUACGACGUUUCUCGUCGACACCGUGACAUUUCAAGCCCUGGACAACGCGGCGAUUUUUCAAGUCGGCGGCAUUGACGUGUCGAGGUCGUGCGCGGCGCCAAACACACCCAAGACGCUCAAGUCUGGUUACACGGUGUGUGUGUCGUCUGGUCCGCUCCUGCCAACGGAAACCACCGAGGCACCGCCGACGCCGACCAAAGCGUCGUCGAACAUGGCGGCAAUCGUGGGAGGUGUUGCCGCGGGUUGCGUUGUGCUCGGCCUGUUUGUGUGGUGCUGCGUGCACCAACGUCGCAAGCGCAAACCGUCCAAGGGCUUGACCACCAACGAUUUCUCGUACAAGCAGGCCACAACGACCAACAACAACGAGUCGACCAUGGGCGACGUCCCAUUGAACAUGGAGGACUUGGCCCUUGUCCGCCUGGACGAGAAAGCGCUGGUCAAGACAAAAGUCGUUGCCCAUGGCGCGUACGGCGAAGUCUGGAUUGGCAACUACAAAGGGGACACGGUCGCAAUCAAGCGUUUGCUGCCUGGCAAAAACAACAAGCAGGACGUGCUUUUUCUCAUCGAAGAAAUCAAGCUCGCGACGAGGUGCGCGCUGCUUGAUGUUGUCCCCGCCGAGUCACGUUGCUAUGUUCAACACAGAUUGGAGAGCCCGUACAUCGUCCGGACUGUGGGCGCGAGCUGGGUGACGCCCGCAAUGCUCGAAAUGGUCGUCGAGUGGAUGGAUCGCGGCGAUUUGAAGCAUGUGCUGGAAACCACGACGCCGCCGUCGCCAGCAGUCGGUUCGCCGACGUUUCCAUGGCUCAAGAAAGUGGACUGCCUUCUGUCGAUCGUGGAAGGCCUGGUGUAUCUGCACUCGUUGGACAUUAUUCAUCGCGACUUGAAAUCGCGAAACAUCCUGAUGGAUUCGACCAAGGGUACCAAGCUGACAGACUUUGGCACGGCGCGUGAAGAAUCGAGCGAGACGAUGACGAUCGGUGUCGGGACGUAUCGGUGGAUGGCGCCAGAAGUACUCAAGGAGCACUACUACACGGUGGCGGCUGACAUCUACUCGUUGGGGAUGGUCAUUUCCGAGCUGACGACGCACCACAUCCCGUAUGUGGACCUCACGAACGGACGAGGUAAGAAGCCCAGUUUGUGCGUUUGCACAACCCUCGCGCGGUGUAGGGAAAGCGCUGGUGGACACUGCCAUCAUGAGCAUGGUUAUUCACCAAGAGAUUCGACCGACGAUCGGUCCGUCGUGCCCGCCGUGGGUCGCCGAACUCGCGCAACGAUGCCUGGCAUAUGACCCCGCCGAGCGGCCCACGGCGUUGCAAAUUUCAGCGCUCGUGCGCAAGAACCUCAAGCUUGCCGGCGACGACGAGCAAAGGCUGUACCACAUCUAGAGUAGACGUCGUCGAUCCCGUGCAAUAAUCAAGAUUUAUGCUCCACAGUUAUCACGUCGACGUGGGAGAG
Aphanomyces invadans is the source of this 2152-nucleotide messenger RNA. Its product is annotated as TKL protein kinase, variant 1. The record is from RefSeq and is a predicted model, not a curated record. Bases 30 to 1985 code for a protein of 651 amino acids. Gene Ontology annotation, biological process: protein phosphorylation. Lineage: Eukaryota; Oomycota; Saprolegniomycetes; Saprolegniales; Verrucalvaceae. The transcript is spliced from 14 exons. Gene Ontology annotation, molecular function: protein kinase activity; ATP binding.